CAGCCGAACUGUAUUUCUGUGGUCUGUGCGUCUUUGGCAUCCUGUGGGCAAGUGUCAAAUUAUGUCAAUCAUAUCAUGUCAUAAUUAUGUAUUACAAUACAAACAAAAACAAGUUUCUUUGAUGUUAAAAUUACAUUACAAACAUUUUGGAUUUAUUUGUGUUACAUGUCUUUGCAAAAACGUAUAUUCUCGAAAAGCUUUUCAACAAAACAUGUCCCAAAACCUAAUCAUUCGGUGAAAAUGUUAAGAAUUCGAUGUUCUAAUAUUAGCAAAAUCAAUAAGUUCACCUUCAGUAGAUUACAAUGGAACAGAAAGGUAAACUGAAUAAGAGAUCCGGAUUUGCUAGUUUUAUAUUGCCAAAUAAAAUUCCGAAUAAAGUAGGUGUAACUGUGACAAAAUGUCAGAGUGCAAAAGAUAAAAGUUUGAGACACCUUACCACCAGAGAAGCAAACAGUGAUACAGCUAUAUGCAAAAGGCCUUUGAGUUUUGAUGUAAACCACAGAUGCAUAAAUGGAAAACUGCCAAUGAAUAAAUCAAGUAACUUCAUAAAAGCCAGCUCAAUUCAUGAAUUACCUACCUUAGUAUCUCAAGAAGUUGAAUUAUUGUUUCAGAUUUUGGAUAGAAGAAACAGCAUAUCAGAAGGUAAUGUGUUCGAAGAAAGUACUGACACAGAUGAAACUUUGGACAAUAACAAACUGGCAGACACUUAUACAUCUCAUGAAAGUGUACUAAAUUUGAGAACAGCAUUGAGCACACUUCACCUCAUCCCAACUAGCAAAGCUAGACAAAGAAACUUUUUACAGGGUAAAAUUGGUGCUAAUUCUCUUCUGGGGCCUUGUGAAUUGGACAGGGUUUGUCCUAAUAGAGAAAUUACUAUUUUUGUGGGAACUUGGAAUAUGAAUGGACAUUCUCCUCCAAAAGAGCUGAAUGAUUUUGUGUUGCCUCUGAAUAUGGAACAUGUUCCUGAUAUUCUGUCCUUUGGCACACAAGAAUCAUCUUCCGAAAGGUAUGAAUGGGAAGUCAGUUUGCAGGAAACUAUUGGUCCAUCUCACCUACUCUUUCAUUCUGUUUCUUUAGGUACUUUACACCUAUCAACUUUCAUCAGAAGAGAUUUAAUUUGGUAUGUUUCAAUUCCUGAAGAGGCAAGUUUAUCAGUAAGACCUGGAACAGCAUUCCGAACCAAAGGAGCCGUAGCCACUUCCUUCAUGGUUUUUGGUACCUCAUUUUUAUUUGUAACAGCCCACCUGACAGCACACCAGGAAAAAGUGAAAGAACGAGUCGGAGAUGUUAAAAGAAUUGUACAUUCGCUUGAUCUACCAAAGACACUGCCAUGCAAGAACAAAAAUAAAGAUGUUACCCAGAAUUUUGACUACGUUUUCUGGUCAGGAGACUUAAACUUCAGACUUUCAACGCCAAGAGCUAAAGUUCUGGAGUGGCUGUCCAAUACUAGUUUCCCACUGCCUCCACAUUUACCUCAUGGAUAUAUGCAUCAUGAUCAACUGUGUUCAGUUCUAGCAGAUGGAGCAGCUUUCAAGGGUUUUUAUGAAGCAAAAAUUACAUUUCCACCCUCUUAUAAGUAUGAUCCUGGAACACAAAAUUUUGAUUCAUCUUCCAAGCAAAGAACUCCUGCGUAUACUGACAGAAUAUUGUACAAACAAAAAAAUUCCCGUAGAUUGAGUGGCCAUUUGGAAAAUCCACCGUUGCAGUGCUUAGUUUACGAUUCUGUACCAUCAAUUACAACUUCUGACCACAAACCAGUUUGGGGUGUGUUCAAAGUACAUUUAAGGCCUGGUUUGGACAC
Messenger RNA from Leptinotarsa decemlineata (Colorado potato beetle), 1801 nucleotides. RefSeq names its product Inositol-3-phosphate synthase (gene INPP5E). Gene Ontology annotation, biological process: phosphatidylinositol dephosphorylation. Lineage: Eukaryota; Metazoa; Arthropoda; Insecta; Coleoptera; Chrysomelidae. Gene Ontology annotation, molecular function: phosphatase activity. The record is from RefSeq and is a predicted model, not a curated record.